CCGAAACUAGACAAAAGAAAAAAAAUACGGUCGCCAAAAUGAAAUCGGCGGAUGCUGAAGAGCAGUGAACGAGAAACGCACAGCGUGGCGAGGUUUCCAUGACAACUGGCACCUCCGCUCUUGCCAAUGACCCCCCCAAAAAAACAAAACAAAAACAAAUCCAAGUCUUAUACUGACGCGCUUUGCCUCUCGCCUCGUCUCUAAAGAGAUGGGCGGCUGUCCUGCUCCGAGAACAGCGUGCUCUCGAAGCACGUUUGACCCGAGAUGUAGUUCGAGUCGGUGGGGUUGGAUUGCUCUGACUUCCAUUGAGUUGUUUUUCCUCCUGAGCGCUCCGCCAUGUUUGGAGACAUUAGUGCUGUUUGGGGCGAGAGGUGUGUUGCUCUCUGAGGAGGGAAGGACCGCUUCCGAUGACAUUUUUGUUUCCCCUGCAAAAUGCACACCUACCCUGUGCGUUUUAUUUAUUUAUUGACUUUUUAUAGCCCGCGGAGGCAUGUGAAUUCGUGUCCUUUUAAACGUUAACGGACCCCAGACCUCCUCUUUUUUAAAAAAAAAACAACAAAAACAUACACGAAGAUUUCCUAGGGGCUGGCUCCUUCCACCGGACUUUCCCUGUCUGCUUUCGGGAUGUUUUCUAAAAAACCGCAUGGGGACGUCAAAAAAUCCACACAGAAGGUGCUGGACCCCAAGAAAGACGUCCUGACCCGUCUGAAGCACCUGCGGGUUGUGAUAGAGAAUGCUGAUUCAAUUGACCUGAAGCACUUCUUUGACCAGAACUACUCCCAUAUCUACUAUGUGUUUUUUGAAAAUUUUGUGACUAUUGAAGUCAGCCUAAAGCAGAAAGGUCACAAAUCACAAAGGGAAGAACUUGACUCCAUUCUUUUUAUAUUUGAGAAAAUCUUACAGCUUCUACCUGAGAGGAUCCAGGAGCGAUGGCAGUUUCACAGCAUAGGCUUAAUUCUAAAGAAGCUUCUCCAUACUGGAAAUUCCUUAAAGAUCCGGAGGGAAGGCGUCCGUCUGUUCCUGCUGUGGAUGCAGGCGCUCCAGACGAACUGCCUUUGUGAGCAGCUGUGCAUGUUUGCUUGUCUGAUCCCCGGAUUUCCACCUCCCAUCUCGGAGCACGGACCUCGGACCCUGGACAACCUCAUCAACCCCCCGCUCAGCUUGCAGGAAACACAAGUCACUCCUGAGGAAAUCACCCCCCUGGUUUCUCCUCAGUCUGGAGACAAGGGUCAGGAUGACCUUACCAGCUAUUUCUUAGAAGCACUUUUGAAAUACAUGGUAAUCCAGGCCAAAAGUUUGGAGUGGAAAUGCAAGGAAAAUCACGAAAAGGGCUUUGCUUUCCUGUUUGGAAACUUCAAAAAGUAUUAUCUUCCUCAUAUUUUCCCAAAUUUUUCCAAGGAGACCAGUUUAUACAAUCCAGUACUUGAGGUGCCUCACAUGAGACCAAAGCCACAUUAUGUGAUAAUAAAGAGAGACCCGGAGACCGGCGGAGACAUCUAUUGCACUAAAGAGAUGUUCCUGAAUGCUCGCGUCGUCUUCAUUCGCUGGCUGGUGUCUUUCUGGCUGGAGCCCCGAUCCAACACUGGGACUCAUAUCCCUGGGGUCGAAGGAGAAAACGUGCCAAAGAACAUUCAGAGGGCAGCAGCUGGCCUGGCAGCCAGAGAGGACAGCGGCCCCAGGCCUGAUGGUGUGGACAGCGGUGUGGAGACAGAGCAGUCUCACUCCAACACCAGCACGCUGACCGAGAGGGAGCCCAGCUCUUCUAGCCUCUGCAGUGUGGAUGAAGAGCACCUCACGGACAUCGAAGUGGUCAGGAAGGUCUUCUGCUCUUCCAGAACCAAUGUCAACUUCAUCACUGAGAUCUUCCGGCAGGCUUUCCUGCUGCCCAUGUGCGAGGCGGCAGCCAUGAGGAAGGUGGUGAGGGUGUACCAGGAGUGGAUCGCUCAGGAAGACAAGCCUGUGUUCAUGAGGGACCCCGAGGAGCACUGCAGCUCCCCGGCCACCAGCGUCAUCCACCUGGGCUCAGCCGGGGAGCCAGGGUCCGAAAAGGACCAGGAGGAGGAAAAGGUUGGAAAAGCCUCUGGCCAUACUCGGACCCCCAGCUGGCCCAGAAACUCUUCCUACCAAGAUGCCAUUAACAAAAUGGCAGACUGUGAGCUGCAAGAAUACAAUGUGUGCGCUGGAGUACAGUCCACAUUACAGGUUUUUAUAACCAAUUCCUCCAACGUUUUCCUCCUUGAACCAGCUAACGAUGUAAAAUUCUUAUUGGAAGAGCAUAUCGAUAUGUGUAAACGUGUCCUCAAUAUUUAUCGCAGUCUGGUCAUGCAUGAGACAAUGGAUCAGAAGACGUGGGAGCAGAUACUCUUGGUGCUACUCAGGGUGACGGAGUGUGUGAUGAAAAGGCCACCUUCAGCUGUGCCACAUGGGAAGAAAUGCAUGACACUCUCUGGAAGGUUGGCUGGGGCAAUAUUUCAGACCUUAAUAGUGGCAUGGAUCAAAGGGAACCUGAAUGUGUACAUCUCUCGGGAGCUGUGGGAUGACCUGCUGGCAGUGCUGUCCUCACUGACCUGCUGGGAGGAGCUGGUCACAGAAUGGUCCCUCACCAUGGAGACUCUAACGAAGGUACUGGCCAGAAACCUCUACAGCCUGGACCUUAAUGACCUGCCCCUGGAAAAGCUGAGCGAGCAGAAGCUGAAGAAACACAAGGGCAAAGGUGGAGCUCACGAGUCCCAGAAGUUGUCUGUGGACAGGUCCUUCUCCAAAGGCUGGAGCAGGGACCAGCCUGGACAGGCCCCCAUGAGACAGCGCAGUGCCACUACUGCUGGCUCUCCGGGGAUUGAGAAAGCCAGGAGUAUUGUUCGCCAGAAAACUGUUGCCCUGCGAAGUCGGUCAACUGGCGACAGCAUCCUGUCUUCAGCCUUUAUACGCAGCGCUAAAAGUGCACCUGUCCUGAUUCAUCCUGUCCACCCUCUCCUGCCUGACUCUGUGCUCUCUCCCCUAGCUGACGAGCUGUCAGAUAUGGAGGACCCCCCGGUGGUUUCCCGUGCUCCGCGGAUGCGGCACUUCUCCCAGAGCGAAGAGACGCCCCCCUCGGAGGUGUUUGUGGCGUCCGGGGAAGAGCAGCCCUUGCCCAGGAGCAGCAGCACGUCAGACAUCAUGGAGCCCUUCAUCGCAGAGCGGGUCAAAGGUGACGGUCCAUCUCACAGUGCUCCUGGCUCGCAGAGUCCCCCAGAGGUCAUCCCAUGGUCUAGAUCCACUGCGGGCCACCCGAUGGGUGCCGGCAGCAGGGUGUCCUCACUGGAAGUGGGGGAUAGCAUUUACGACCACCUGUGCCAGCUGGUAGGGCCUUCCGAACAGCCCCCGCCAGCCUUCCUGCCCAGCCAGUCUGUAGAGAGCGAGAGGGAGGAGGACUUGCUGUCAUCUCUUAGGGAGUACCUGAAGCACAAGGGGGAAGGGGUCGGGACAGCUGAGGGAGAAAGCUGCGCCAUUCUCGAUGCUCUGAGCGAGGCGAUGGAAGGCCAGGCUGCUCAGGCACUGAUAGACAGGUGGCAGUAUGACGACAGGACUCGCGUGUGCCAUGAAGGAAGCGCUGGCUCUGCCGCAGACGAGGACACCGUAGGGCGUUCAGAGCAGGACCUGGUCGAGGGUCUAGAGUGCAGCAGUAAGGCAGAUCAGUCAGGCUGGCAGACAAAAGAACUCUUUAUCCAGGAGGAUGGCCUGGACACGAGGGGUAGCCCCUGCCAUGCAGAGAGGACCAAUCACUUGCUUAGACAGGAUGCCCUGGAGCUGGAUGUGGGCUCUGAGGUGGCCCCAGUAGGGAGAGGUAGGGGGGAGUCCGGCGCCAGCCCCAAGGAGAACCCGUCACAGGAGCACUGCUCACAGACCCCCCGAGCUCUGAGCACCACGGCGGUCAGCAGGCAAACCUCCUCCACCGCAGCCUUCAAGCCCAGGCUCGUCCGAGGAGGAGGAGGAGGAGGAAAGAAGCGGCACAGCGGGGUUCAUGUCAGCUUCCGGCCCUCCACUGAGUCCGUUCAGUUCCACAACCCUUUAGAGACCAAGGAAGCCCCCUGGAAAGCCAGGCUCCGGCGGCUCAGCGGCUUCAGUGGAGGGAGCAGCAGUGGGACCCCGACUGGGGCAGCCGAUCCCGCCAGGCCCGGCGCCCCCAAGUCCGGCGCCGCGGGAUCUGCGAGCAGUGGCAGGGCAAAGGAGGCGGUAGGGGAGGCCCAGGUGGGGGAGCAGGUGGACAAGGACGGACCGGCCGGCGGCUGGGAGAGUGGGCACCCGGUCAGGUCCAGGUCGCAGGAGUCAGGCCAUCACGCGCAGCAGGGGUCCCUGGGUGGUGUCUAUAAAUCUGUCGUACAUGCUCUCUCCAAGCCGAAGGCACACGUCUCCCCACAGCGGCAGAGCAAAGUGCCAGCCGAGGCGCCACUGAGGGAUCUGUACACUCAUGUAAUGGGCUAUUUUGGAAGGAAAGCAACAGCCAAUAAAGAGGACCUGAGCCAAAAGAUCCGCCCGAUUUCUACUGACGUUGGUAACAGCAACCCCAACAUCAGCGACCUGAUGGAUGAGUUCAUUCAAGAGAGGCUGCGAGCCAGAAGCACAUCUGGUGUCACAAGGAGAGGCAGCAGCCCUGGAAGCCUUGAGGUUCCCAAGGACUUUCCGGACCUCCUGAACCGCCAGAAUCCCAUGCGCCCUAUCGACGACCCCGGCGUGCCCUCGGAGUGGACCUCCCCCGCCAGCGCCGGCAGCAGUGACCUCAUCAGCUCCGACAGCCACUCCGACUCCUUCAACGCCUUCCAGUGCGACAGCCGCAAGUUUGACAACUUCAGUUUGGGACCUGAUGUUUCUGCUGCGGGGUCUCUGGAGCAUGAUGGAUUACAGCUGCGACACCAGACGGCAGAGGAGCAGGAGCUGGCCAGCCUGACCACCCUGCACAUCGAUUCGGAGACCAGCAGCCUGAGCCAGCAGCCCCUGUCAGCAGACACAGUCACUAUCACUGGGUCUGAAAGUGCCUCCCCACUGCACUCCCCCACUGGCUCCCGGUCCCAGACACCCUCCCCUGCCACGCUCAACGCCGACCACAUGGAGCACAAGGACCUGCAGCUGGACGAGAAGCUCCACCACUCCGUCCUGCAGACUCCCGAUGACCUAGAAACCAGCGAGUUCCCAACAGAGGACUGCAGUGUGAUGGCAGGAGGGAGUUUGACUGGCUGGCACGCCGAUGUUGCCACGGUGAUGUGGAGGCGAAUGCUGGGAAUUCUGGGGGAUGUCAAUUCCAUCAAGGAUCCUGAAAUCCAUGCUCAGGUCUUUGACUACCUCUGUGAGCUGUGGCAGAACCUGGCCAAGAUCCGAGACAAUCUGGGUAUAUCACUAGACAACCAGACAUCGCCGCCUCCUCCUGUCCUCAUACCCCCGCUGCGCAUCCUGACUCCUUGGCUGUUUAAAGCUACAAUGCUGACGGAGAGGUACAAGCAAGGGAAGCUUCAUGCCUACAAGCUGAUUUGUAAAAUCAUGAAAAGGCGACAGGAUGUGUCGCCUAACUGUGAUUUCCUGACACACUUCUACAACAUCAUGCACUGCGGGCUGCUGCACGUCGACCAGGACAUUGUGAACACCAUCAUCAAGCAUUGCUCUCCUCGCUUCUUUUCUAUUGGCUUGCCUGGAGCUACCAUGCUGAUACUGGAUUUCAUCGUUGCAGCAAGCAGAGUGACCACCUCAUCCUCUUUGAAUGCUCCCCGACUGGAAGCCCAGAUCCUCCUGGGCUCGCUGGUCUGCUUGCCCAACUUGUACGAGGAGCUGCCAGCUCUUCACCCAACCACGGCGGAUGUGGUGAUGACCAAGUUCAGAGACGUCAAGGAGCACAUCAUUAAACACAUACUCAGCUCAGCCCGGGAAGAGCCAUCUGCCCCAGCAAGGUGCGUUGCUCUUUGCAGCUUGGGCAUUUGGCUGUGUGAAGAGCUGAUGCACAACACACGCCACCCUCAAAUCAAAGAGGCUUUGAAUGUCAUCUGUGUCACGUUGAAGUUUCCAAAUAAAACUGUUGCACAAGUGGCAUCAGAUAUACUGCACUUGCUCAUAAAUUAUGUGGAUAAUCUUCAGGGUUUCCCAGCUCAUUCUCCCAAGAAAAUAGUAGAGAUCCUUAUAGCAACCAUCACUUACCUGCUUCCUUCAACAGAAUCAUCCCCUCACGAGGCUGAUAAGAGGUUGGUAGUGUCCCUCCUGCUGUGCCUGUUGGACUGGGUUAUGGCCUUACCCCCAAAGACCCUACUGCAGCCAGUGCACGUUGGUGGACCAGAUAAGGAUAAAGCUGAAAAAUCUGUCCUCAGCUGCAUCUACAAGGUGCUUCAUGGGUGUGUAUACGGAGCGCAGAAUUUCACCAACCCCAGGUAUUCUCCUAUUAACCUGUCUGACCUGGCCAGCGCUGAUUACGACCCUUUCCUUCACCUGGAGAGCCUGAAGGAGCCCGAGCCCCUGCACUCCCCGGACUCGGAGAGAUCUUCCAAGCUGCAGCCGGUCACCGAAGUGAAAAGCCGCAUGCAGCAGGGCCUCAUCUCCAUCGCCGCACGGACGGUGAUAACGCACCUGGUGAACCACCUGGGCCACUACCCCAUGAGCGGGGGGCCGGCGAUGCUCACCAGCCAGAUCUGCGAGAACCAAGACAACCCUUACAGCGAGUGCCCCGAGCUCUCCACCGAGCUCUUCGAGAGCCCCAACCUGCAGUUCUUCGUGCUGAACAACACCACCCUGCUCUCCAGCCUGCAGAUCCGGGCCGAGGACAACAUCCCUGGGGGAGGCAUGUCGGCUGGCCUCACCACGACCAGCUCGACCGUGCGGAUCAUCGUCCGGGAUAUUUCCGGCAAGUACUCCUGGGACUCGGCGAUCCUGUACGGGCCGCCACACUGCAGCCAGCCUAGCCAGCCGCUCCGGUUCCUGGAGCCCCAGCCCCGCCAGGACGAGCCGGGCGAUGAGGAGGCGCUGCAGGAGGAAGACGGGGGCGAGGCGCAGGAAGAGGACGUGGAGAUCCUAGAGGAGGAAGACAGCGAGGAAGAGGAAGGGCUGAAGGACUUCAUGGCCCCCCUGGCCAAGCGGAGGUGCAGGGAGGCGGUGCCCUCCUGGGACUCCCUGCGAGAUGACGAAGACGCUCUGGACGAGAUGCUGCAGUACCUGGGCACCACCAGCCCCGAGUGCCUGCAGCGGGCGGGGGUGCCCCUCAACACCCCGCCGCCGCCGCCCGGCUGCGUGUCGGAGAAGCAGGAGAACGACGUCAUCAACGCCAUCCUGAAGCAGCACACGGAGGAGAAGGACUUCGCUGAGCGGCGCAGCAACGACCUCCACAUGAGGGCCAUGGAGCAGGAGGAGCCCGCUCCCACGAUGCCCCAGUCCGCCUUCUACUACUGCAGGCUGCUGCUCAACAUCCUGGGCAUGAACUCCUGGGAGAAGAGGAGUAGUUUCCACCUUCUCAAGAAGAAUGAGAAGCUACUAAGAGAACUGAAGAAUCUAGACUCCAGACAAUGUCGGGAAACACACAAGAUAGCAGUGUUCUACGUUGCUGAAGGACAGGAGGACAAACACUCAAUUCUGUCCAACACCAGCGGAAGUCAAGCUUAUGAGGACUUCGUCUCAGGGUUGGGCUGGGAGGUUAAUCUGACAAACCACUGCGGCUUCAUGGGGGGGCUUCAACGGAACAAAAGCACAGGACUAACCACUCCUUAUUUUGCAACGUCUACUGUAGAAGUCAUGUUUCACGUUUCAACAAGAAUGCCCCCAGACUCUGAUGAUUCUUUGACAAAAAAGCUGAGGCACCUGGGUAAUGACGAGGUGCACAUUGUGUGGUCGGAGCACUCCCGGGACUACAGGAGAGGGAUUAUUCCCACGGAGUUCGGAGACGUUCUUAUCGUCAUCUACCCCAUGAAGAACCACAUGUACAGCAUCCAGAUCACAAAAAAGCCCGAGGUCCCGUUUUUUGGUCCGUUGUUUGACGGUGCCAUCGUGGAUGAGAAGGUUCUGCCCACGCUGGUGAGGGCCACAGCUAUCAACGCCAGCCGGGCUCUGAAGUCCCUCAUUCCCCUCUUCCAGAACUUCUACGAGGAGAGGGCGCGCUAUCUGGAGACCAUUGUGCAGCACCACCUGGAGCCCACCACCUUCGAGGACUAUGCCGCUCAGGUCUUCUGUCCAGCCCCCUUCCACCACCUCCCUGCAGAUGCAGAGAGAAAUGCUGUGAUAUUUCUGCUCCUUCCCAAACCUCCACUAGAAAACAUUGGCCUCAUCAAGGUAAAGGGCAGAGGCUUGAAACGGAAGGUCUUUCACGCUAGCUGUGAAUGGCUCAUGUCCCGAGAGUCAGCAGGGAGAAGGCCCGGCAGCGCAGGCCGACGGGAGCGACUCAGCCUUACCAAUGUCUCCUCGUGCUAGCAAGAGCCGCAUGUCCAUGAAGCUGCGCCGCUCCUCCGGCUCGGCGAACAAGACCUGAGCGCCGGCGCCCCGCCCCCUGCCCGUCUCCACAGACGGCCCGGACGCUCGCCCGGCUGCUGCCGGGAGGGACGCGCAUCCCUGUGCACACGUACGGAUUCGCAGCACUCACCUGUGUCCGAGAACAACAAGCUCAUCUCCAGUGUGUGUCCUCCACAGAACAAGCAGUUAGCGCAUUCACAUUGACGCAACCUGUUAUUGAAAUAAUGCAAUGAUAUUGUCAUCCAAUGUAUUAUUUUAGCUGUUGCCACUGUGCUUUAAAAUGAAAUGGGUGCAACCAUUUUUCUCCCUCCACACUAAUAUAUGUGGCAGUAUUUGUACAGAAGGAAAUGACAAAGUGGUUGAAGCUUCUUGGCAUACAAAUGUGUAGCUUUUUUAUACACUGACGAUUGUUGUUUCUUCCAUAAUGCAGUCAUUUAUACGUGUAACGUUCACAACUUUUUUAUUCCAAACAGAGGGGUCUGAAGCAAAACCAACUCAUCAGCGUGUGAGGAGGGACUGGGGAACCCCCAUUGCAUGAAACCUAAAUUAAAAUCGCAGACAUUUUGACGUUUUCAUUUUACGAGACAGUAGACAAAAUGGCUUCUUUGUUUUCAACAAGUUUAAUUUCUCAUAUUCUUUUCUAAUAGACUUUAGUGUUAAAUUCUUCAGAAAAUAUAUUUCUCACCCUAGAAUAUAGUAACGUUCUUUCCAUGACAAUAUUAUUGGCCUCCUUUUUAGGUUUUGAAAGCAUUAGGAGUAUAAUAUGUAACAUCCUAACCUGACGGGUAUCCAUAAAUAAAUUAACAUCACCUGGCCCGUUGAUGUAUUUAGUUUUUUAAUAUGGCACAAAAGUUGAAUGAACCUUUAGUGACCUACGAGCAAGUAAACUGCAGGUUACAGAAUGAACGUCUUUGUUUGUGGAUCGCAUUUGUGCAGCAGAGCUGCUUGUUUUGCAGCUUGGCGCUGGUGUGUGUUGAGCUGGUAUACUCCGUCAGGCCACUAAAUCUAGUCUGCUGUGUCUUCAUCCAGAUGAAGAGUUGUUCCUCUUCAGAAAUGACUGAAUAUCCUUUAUAUAAGCCUUUGUGUAGUUUUAAUAUUGGGUAUUGGUAUUAUAAGGAAGAGACUACCCCAUUCUAAAAUUAAAUUCUUACUCUUGUCCUAAAGAUUAUAAAUUGCAAAUAAAAAAAGACUGAAAUAUGUAAAUCUGCUUCUUGAGGUUAAACAAGACUACAAGAUAUGUGGUUUCCUAACUCAAUGCAGUAGGAGGGCACGAUUUUCCAUUGGCUGUGUUCUAUAGAUAAGAAAGCAGCACUACUGAAACCUGUGGAAAGUAGACACCAAGAGUUUGCACUGUUGUGUGGCACUAAAUAUGGCUCUGGGACCUCUGCACUUGAAAUAAUCUUGUACCAUCUACAAUGCUGCCUUGUUUCCCAAAUUAGCUGAGAACAGUACUGCCCAGCUGUGAUAAAGUGCACAUCUAUAUACUGUGUGUUGCUAUUGAAUGAGGAUCAAGGAGGUUAGUAGUGCUGUCAGAUACCCUGUGUGACCUAUGUAGCUCUUACAGAAGUUGCCAACUUUGUAUCUGUUAGGAAUUUGACAAAAGUACAUCUAUUGUUUUUUUUUGUGUGCUUUUUUAUGUUCAGAAAUAGCUUCUCUUUUAGAGAGAAAAUGGUUUAUUAUUUGUGGUCAUUUUCUGACCAGCACAGAUUUUACUUAUUUUUUUAACUCUUAGAAUGCUGGCUUGUUUUGUUUUACAUGCUGUCCAUUUUAAAGAAUUCAGUAUGGAUGUUUUUUUUUUUUUGUUGUUGUUGUUGUUGAUUUCAUGUCUAUUUUCAUUUAAUGUCGUGUGACAUUGGAUGGAAUUAAAAUGGGUCAGGAAUGGUGUUGGAGCUCACCAUUACUUGUCCAGGUGUUCAAAAGGUGAAUUUUUCUUUAGCAUUUUUUAAUACAAAUUGUUGUGGAUGGUUUACGCUGAAAAUUCUUGUCAAAACAUGAAAGCUGUUAAACACUUAUGCAAAUGUUGGGAUCACCCCCCCGUAUAAAGAAAACAAGUAAAAAAGUUUCCAUUUUUAUAUUAUUUUGAAGAGAAAGCUCAUGCAGCAUUCUAAGGUUUUUUUUUGCUAAAUAAAAACAGUGAAUAUAUAUAUAUACUGUAUUCCAGCUUUUGGAAUGUGUGCAUAAUAUAAAAGGAAAACCUUGGCUCACAAUCAAUAGUCUUUUGAGUAAUAUAUGUUACUACUAACCAAAUGCAGCAUGACAUCAGUACUAACUGCAUGUGUGAAAAUAAAAUCUAUACAGUACUGUCAUACAUGUAGUAUCUAUACAUUUGUAAUGGCUGUAAAGGAAAGAAAAUGGAGGUGCGAUUUAAUUUGACAAUAAAACUAUUCUUACCAUU
This is a messenger RNA of Lepisosteus oculatus (spotted gar), 10843 nucleotides long. It is a transcript of the gene ralgapa1, whose product is annotated as Ral GTPase activating protein catalytic subunit alpha 1. Gene Ontology annotation, cellular component: nucleus; cytoplasm. Lineage: Eukaryota; Metazoa; Chordata; Actinopteri; Semionotiformes; Lepisosteidae. Gene Ontology annotation, biological process: positive regulation of GTPase activity; regulation of small GTPase mediated signal transduction. The record is from RefSeq and is a predicted model, not a curated record. Gene Ontology annotation, molecular function: GTPase activator activity.